UGAUGUUAGGAGAAAAAGGCCAGUCAAACCUUCAAAUCACCGCUACUCCUGUGUUGGAUAUUGGUAAGAGGAAAAAGUAUAAAUAAUCGUGUGUACCUGUCUUCCAGUCACAAAAUAUAACUAGUUAGGUAGUUGCAAAAUAGCCGUGCCCAAGAAAUCCUGUCUUUUGUAGGACGACUAUCUUGGGCAUCCAGGAACUGAAAUCAUCUUUUAAUUAUUUGAGGGAAAAACGGAAAAAAAUAUUGGUGCCAAUGGCCAUGGCAGGAAUGUCAAGAUGUCAAUCUGCUUUGAUCGAGGAUGCCCUUCGAUGGGGGCUGAGAAAUUCGUGGCAUAGGGUUUGCUCAGCAGAAUUAGGGCUUGGAUCGCUUAGAAGAUAUGCAUCGUCCUCUGCUGAGGAGAAUGAUGUGGUGGUGGUAGGAGGGGGUCCCGGGGGCUAUGUGGCUGCAAUCAAGGCGGCUCAGCUUGGGUUCAAGACUACUUGCAUUGAGAAGCGCGGCGCUCUCGGAGGCACCUGCCUCAAUGUUGGUUGCAUACCUUCCAAGGCAUUGCUUCAAUCCUCACAUAUGUUUCACGAAGCCAAGUAUUCAUUUGCUGGCCAUGGUGUGAAAGUGGGACAAUUGGAAAUUGAUGUUUCCGCAAUGAUGGCGCAGAAAAUGAAGGCUGUGACUGGUCUGACAAAGGGAAUUGAAGGGCUUUUCAAGAAGAACAAAGUCACUUAUGUUAAAGGUGCUGGAAAGAUUGUAUCUGGAAGUGAAGUGUCAGUGGAUCUUUCAGAUGGUGGAAAUAGUACUGUGAAAGGGAAGCAUAUAAUCAUAGCAACUGGUUCAGCAGUUAAACCCCUUCCUGGAAUUAAUAUUGAUGAAAAUAAAAUAGUUUCAUCCACUGGAGCACUAUCACUGAAGGAGGUUCCAAAGAAACUUGUGGUUAUUGGUGCAGGAUACAUCGGCUUAGAAAUGGGUUCAGUUUGGGGAAGGUUGGGCUCUGAAGUUACCGUUGUAGAAUUUGCUUCUGAUAUUGUUCCAUCCAUGGAUGGGGAAAUUCGAAAAUCUUUCCAGAAGACAUUAGAGAAACAGAAAAUGAAAUUUAUGCUGAAGACUAAGGUGACUGGUGUUGAUGCUUCAGGACCAGGUGUAAAGCUUACACUAGAGCCAGCUUCGGGAGGUGAGCAGACAACUCUUGAGGCAGAUGUAGUUCUUGUUUCUGCUGGUAGAUCACCUUAUACAAAAGGUCUUGGACUAGAAGAGCUUGGGGUGAAGCUUGAUAAAAUGGGACGAGUGGAAGUUGAUGACCAUUUCAGGACAAAUGUUCCUGGAAUUUAUGCUAUCGGUGAUGUGAUUCCUGGCCCCAUGCUUGCACACAAGGCUGAGGAAGAUGGUGUAGCUUGUGUGGAGCUAAUUGCUGGAAAACCUGGACAUGUGGACUAUGACACUGUACCUGGAAUUGUUUACACACAUCCAGAGGUAGCAUCUGUAGGGAAGACAGAAGAGCAGGUGAAGGCUCUCAACAUUUCCUACGCAGUUGGGAAAUUCCCUUUUAUGGCGAAUAGCAGGGCCAGAACUAUUGAUGAUGCUGAUGGAAUGGUGAAAAUAAUUGCGGAGAAAGAAACUGACAAAAUCUUAGGCGUCCAUAUCAUGGGCGCAAGUGCUGGGGAGUUGAUUCAUGAAGCUGCGAUUGCCCUGCAGUAUGGAGCAUCUAGUGAAGAUAUUGCCAGAACAUGUCACGGACACCCAACACUCAGUGAAGCUGUCAAAGAAGCUGCCCUGGCAACAUUUGACAAGCCUAUCCACAUUUAGAUUUUUAAUCACAUUUGUGCUAGUUAUCAUGGAUAUAUUAAAUUUGUAUGUCGGGCUACUGGAUACCGAUCAUUCAGAUGAUUGUUUCUGUUUGACAAUGCUGUUGAACUGUUGAUUUGUCACAGUUUUGAAACAGAGUAUGACACUUUUGAGGAAGUUGCAAUUUGUCUUUGAAUAAUUGUAUUGCUUCAAAUGCAGUAGAAAUUUGAAAACGUUUGAGAUCUGAUUAGGUGA
Cryptomeria japonica (Japanese cedar) is the source of this 2027-nucleotide messenger RNA. Its product is annotated as dihydrolipoyl dehydrogenase, mitochondrial. Gene Ontology annotation, molecular function: flavin adenine dinucleotide binding; dihydrolipoyl dehydrogenase (NADH) activity. The coding region runs from base 252 to 1793 and encodes 513 amino acids. NCBI's taxonomy places the organism in Eukaryota, Viridiplantae, Streptophyta, Pinopsida, Cupressales, Cupressaceae. The record is from RefSeq and is a predicted model, not a curated record. The transcript has 2 exons. Gene Ontology annotation, cellular component: oxoglutarate dehydrogenase complex; mitochondrion.